This is a messenger RNA of Amaranthus tricolor (Joseph's coat), 1661 nucleotides long. RefSeq names its product tryptophan--tRNA ligase, chloroplastic/mitochondrial. Lineage: Eukaryota; Viridiplantae; Streptophyta; Magnoliopsida; Caryophyllales; Amaranthaceae. Gene Ontology annotation, cellular component: mitochondrion; chloroplast. The coding region runs from base 90 to 1313 and encodes 407 amino acids. Gene Ontology annotation, molecular function: tryptophan-tRNA ligase activity; ATP binding. The transcript is spliced from 15 exons. The record is from RefSeq and is a predicted model, not a curated record. Gene Ontology annotation, biological process: tryptophanyl-tRNA aminoacylation.
CCAAUUACCCAACCAAACCUAAGCAAUAAACCACUUAUCUGUAGACUGAAACAGAACUGGAAACGGUAGCAGUAACAGAUUAACAGAGAAUGAGCCGUUCUCUCUUAUCUCACCUUCUUGCUCUCCCCAAUUCUUCUCCUCGCUUCACUUCCUCAAUUUCUUAUUCAGCAGUUUCUGGUCCUGUUUUCAAGCGGAAUCCUCAAUCUUCCUUUCGCUUCUGCUGUAAUGCUCUCGUUUCCCAGCCUUCUGGGUCGGAUUCCGUUUCAUCGUCACCGCCUACUGUCAAGAAGCGAGUUGUCUCUGGAGUUCAGCCAACUGGAGCUUUACAUCUAGGGAAUUAUCUGGGAGCCAUUAAAAAUUGGAUUUCUCUUCAGGAUACCUUUGAAACAUUUUUCUUCAUAGUUGAUCUUCAUGCGAUAACAUUGCCAUUUGAAACUCAACAACUAUCCAAAGCAACAAGGAAUACAGCAGCUAUUUAUUUGGCAUGUGGAAUUGAUAUCUCCAAGUCCUCAGUUUUUAUUCAAUCCCACGUUCGUGCUCAUGUGGAGCUUAUGUGGUUGCUCAGCUCUACAACACCAAUUGGUUGGCUUUACAGAAUGAUUCAAUUCAAGGAGAAAUCACGUAAAGCGGGAGAUGAAAAUGUUGGGGUUGCACUUUUGACGUAUCCUGUUCUCAUGGCUGCUGAUAUUCUUUUAUAUCAGUCCGAUUUUGUUCCAGUUGGAGAUGACCAGAAGCAGCAUAUUGAAUUGACAAGACAGUUGGCUGAGCGCGUGAAUAAUUUGUACGGAGGAAGGAAUUGGAAGAAAAUGGGAGGGAGAGGGGGCUCAAUUUUAAAGAUACCUGAACCACUUAUUCCACCAACCGGUGCUCGUGUGAUGUCUUUGACAGAUGGUCUUUCUAAGAUGUCCAAAUCUGCGCCUUCUGAUCAGUCUCGAAUUAAUCUACUGGAUCCGAAGGAUGUCAUAGUUAAUAAGAUCAAACGUUGCAAGACUGAUUCAUUUACGGGGCUGGAAUUUGACAAUCCAGACAGACCUGAAUGCAAUAAUCUUCUCUGCAUUUAUCAACUUGUAUCAGGAAAGACAAAGGAGGAAGUUGCCCGAGAAUGUCAAGAUAUGAGCUGGGGAACUUUCAAGCCACUCCUAGCAGACUCUGUGGUUGCGCAUUUACAACCCAUUCAGGCGCGUUACGAGGAAAUCAUGUCUGAGCCGAGCUAUCUAGAUGGAGUUCUAGCAGAGGGCGCAGCGAAAGCUACGGCGAUAGCAGAUGAUACUGUUAAUAACGUCUACCAGGCGAUGGGUUUCGUUCGGAGAUGAGUGUAACCAGUCACACCCAGUUUUCUAUUGUGCUUUUUUCUGAAGAGUGAGCACAAACUACAGUGCACCUGUGAAUCAUUAUACUUUAGCUAAUUUUUUUUCCCAUCUUCACGAGCUUAAUUUAUCAUUAACAAGGGUUGGAUUGCGUACAUCUGAUGUUUCCAAACCCCACCCUAGGUGGGAGCCACUUAAUGGCAUUCGGGUAACGAGAUGUUGUGUUCGUGAGCUCUAUUUAUAGGAAGCCGAUGUUGAGAUUAGGAACUGGUUCGAGUUAAAUUAUCCUGCAUACUUCAUUCUUUGAUACAAAAUUUUACAGUUAUGAAUGUUUUUCUUUUAAUAAAACUGGAA